GUUGAUUUUUUUCCAGGUGACACAACAUACAUAGAAUUCAAACAUUUUCCAAAUUCUUGUCGUAAUUGUCAGACCAAAACGAAAAAUUCCCCGUUCCCCGUUUCUUGUUCCCCUCAUCACCAUCCCCAUCCACCCGCGUAGUAAACCGAAAGUCGCGAUGUCCGCAACCCUGCUGCUGGUAAUUUUCCUGGGUCUAUUCAUUCUGCUCGCAUUGGGUACUCUGCACCGCCGCAUCUUCACCGGGAGUAGUAGUAGUGGUAGCAACCAGAUGGCCCUGGUGCCGGCGGCGUCAGGCGUUCAAAGAGGAGCCCGCUACGAUCCCUUGGAGCAGUCGUCGUGGCACAAAUCAAUCCGGCCGCAUAUACGCUUUCUGGCUCGCUACAUUCACGUGCCGCCGGAUUUCGAUGGCGUGGAAAUGCCCGAGGAACUGUAUCGCCACAUGCAGGUGCUGGCCAUGCUCCAGGAUCAGUUCCGGGCGGGCCACUUGCAAAGGAGCGCAGUUUCCGGUUCCGUGACGGAUUUCGAUCGUUACCGGAAUCAAUGAAGAGGAUGCAACAGCUAGAUGGGAUAGGCAGUCAAUUUGGUUCACACUCGAGCUAUUUCGUAAUCAUUCCCAAUUAAAUCCCCUAGUUAGGCCCCAUUCCUGAAA
Molecule: messenger RNA, 649 nt
Organism: Drosophila yakuba
Lineage: Eukaryota; Metazoa; Arthropoda; Insecta; Diptera; Drosophilidae
Exons: 2
Coding region: 158-544 (128 amino acids)
Source: RefSeq, a predicted model, not a curated record